AUGGCGCAGGCGAUCUUCGAGGCGCUGGAAGGAAUGGACAAUCAGACUGUGCUGGCUGUGCAGUCCUUGCUGGAUGGUCAGGGAGGUGUGACAGACCCAUCUGCUCAGAAUGUCAACUCCUCCAGUGGCAUCCAGUCCAUGGAUGAUGAAGAUGUGUUCCUCUGUGGGAAGUGCAAGAAGCAGUUCAACUCCCUGCCUGCCUUCAUGAUCCACAAGAGAGAGCAGUGCCAGGGCAAUGCUCCUUCCCUCUCCACAGUCUCCCUGGCCACCAACAGUGUGUACAGCCCCUCCAUCACCACGGGGCAGCCGGCUCCCAGUGCCAGCCGCCAGCAAAUUUCUACAUACAUAGCUGUUCCCCCAUCCCCUCUGAUCCAGACCCUGGUGCAGGGGAACAUCUUGGUGAGUGAUGAGGUGCUGAUGUCAGCCAUGUCUGCUUUCACAUCCUUGGACCAGCCCAUGCCCACCGUGCAGCCCCCGGCGCAGAGCAGCCUGAGUAUGCACCCCGGGGCUGGUUACCUCUCCCAGCCGCCCCCACCACCGCCUCCCCCACCGCCACCCCCUCCUCAGCCUCCGCCACCUCCCCCGCCGAGCAUGGGGGGUCCCGGGCAGCCCAGCGCGGGGGGCGGUGGGGUGGUGGAAGUGUACAACGCUCCUGCUGCCAUGGCAGCCAGCGGUGCCGUGGAGAUCCAGACGCUGGGCAUGCAGCCCUACCCGCCCAUGGAGGUACCAAGCCAGUGCGUGGAAAGCCCUGUGUACCCUUCUCCUCCUGUCUACAGCCCUGGGAAGCAGGGCUUCAAGUCAGAGAGCACUGGCACUGCCACCCCUUUGAGCAGUGCUGGAGGGGGCACCGUGGUUGGCUUCGAUGCCACCUCCGCUGCCAAAAGCCGACGCUGCAAAAUGGAGAGCGGGCUGCAGGAAGGCAAACCCAAGUCCCCCAAGCUGAAAUGUACUUACUGUGAUAAGGCCUUCACCAAGAACUUUGACCUGCAGCAGCACAUCAGAAGUCACACAGGUGAGAAGCCCUUCCAGUGCAUCGUGUGUGGGCGAGCCUUUGCCCAGAAGUCCAACGUGAAGAAGCACAUGCAGACCCACAAAGUGUGGCCCCCAGGCCUGGGCUGCACCAUCUCCCGCAACUCCAUCACCCUGCAGGUCAUGGCCUUGAACCCCAACCAGCCAGAGGAUGAGGAGAGCACAGGUUUGCUGCCUGGGGAUGCCAUGAAUCCAGCACCACCACCCCAAGACUUGAGCCCCUUGGAAGAGAGUGAGGCAGGCAAACUGGAAACCAAGCAGGUGGUCUUGAUUGAUAGCUCUUACCAGUGCCAGUUCUGCCCCAGUAAAUUCAACACCUAUUUCCAGCUCAAAUCACACAUGACACAGCACAAGAACGAGCAGGUGUACAAAUGUGUGGUGAAGACCUGUGCUCAGACCUUCCAGAAGCUGGAGUCCUUCCUUGAGCACAUCAAGAGCCACCAGGAGGAGCUGAGCUAUCGCUGCCACCUCUGCAGCAAGGACUUCCCCUCCCUGUACGAGCUGGGUGUCCACCAGUACUCCCACAGCCUGCUGCCCCAGCACAGCCCCAAGAAGGACGUGGCCGUGUACAAGUGUGUCAAGUGUGUCAAUAAAUACUCCACCCCAGAGGCCCUGGAGCACCAUCUGCAGACAGCCACACACAACUUCCCCUGCCCUCACUGCCAGAAGGUGUUCCCCUGCGAGCGGUACCUGCGGCGCCACAUCCCCACGCACGGAGGGGGCAGCAAGUUCAAGUGCCAGAUCUGCAAGAAGUUCUUCCGCCGGGAGCACUACCUCAAGCUGCACGCCCACAUCCACUCGGGGGAGAAGCCCUUCAAGUGCUCGGUGUGUGAUGCAGCUUUCAACCGCAAGGACAAGCUGAAGCGCCACAUGCUGAUCCACGAGCCUUUCAAGAAAUACAAAUGCCCCUUCUCAAGCCACACAGGCUGCAAUAAGGAGUUCAACAGGCCUGACAAGCUGAAGGCUCACAUCCUGUCCCACUCGGGGAUGAAGAUCCACAAGUGCCAGUACUGCAACAAGUCCUUCAGCCGCCGUGCCCACAUGGUGGAGCACCAGCGCUCGCACACCGGCAACUACAAGUACCGCUGCCCCACCUGCGGCAAGGGCUUCACCCGCCACAAGUACCUGAAGGACCACAAGUGCCGGCUGGGCUCCCCCAAGGACAAGGACCUGCAGCUCAGGAAGCCCCAGAAGAAGCGUGUGGCGCGGGGGCGCAAGGCAGGCCUGGCCCUCCCCGGCCAGCUGGGGCUGGCUGAGCUCAAGGACAGUGCGGCCGGGGAGAGCCCCCCCGAAGGAGUCCCCAGCAAAGAGCCCUUCCAGGAGUCGGACGCGGUCCUGUCCAUCGUGGUAGGGGGGUCGGGAGCUGCCGACCCGGACCUCGGGCAGCCCAACAGCAUCGCCUCCAACCUGGGCCUGGCUGAGCUGCAGAGCCCCUCGGACGGCCCCUGCGCCAUGCUGGCCGUCCCUGUGUACAUCCAGACCACGGAGUGA
Messenger RNA from Indicator indicator, 2520 nucleotides. RefSeq names its product zinc finger protein 341 (gene ZNF341). NCBI's taxonomy places the organism in Eukaryota, Metazoa, Chordata, Aves, Piciformes, Indicatoridae. The transcript is spliced from 15 exons. The coding region runs from base 1 to 2520 and encodes 839 amino acids. The record is from RefSeq and is a predicted model, not a curated record.